AUGGCAGGCAAUGUCCAUCAGUCUACCGAAAGCAGCAUUCCAGCAGCGGAGGACCAUCAUUAUGUCGCGUCGUCAUCGUCAACACCUUCAUCGUCGUGGACAGUGGUGGCGUCAACAGUGGGCAGGGCAGCUGUCGGCCGAUUUUGGCGGACCUGCAUCAACAGACACGGGUCAGGAUCGGGUCCGGUCUCGAUCAACGGUAAUAAUAACUACUGGUUGCCAGUGGUGAGGAUGACGAGUGCCAGUGGUGGUGGUCCGAUGACCGGGGACGGGGAUUAUUGGAUCUUCGUGCUCAAGCUCUUCUACGGGCCGGAGUUGGAGGACACCUGGGAGUGCGUGUUCAGUGUGCCUCGUGUUACCUUGGCUUUCGCAGUAGAGUACAUCAUCACAGGGUUCGAAAUUGCCGAAGAAGGAGGGGGUUUUGAGCCAAUAUCGGUCGCACUGCUCUCUAGACUUGUCGUAAGAGUAUCGCGAGAGUCUGAUGUUAUUUUGCUGGGGUUAGGUGUCACUCCUGCGUCAUCGAGAGCAACAGGAGUAUUUUUCCUCCUCGGCCUCGGAGGUUACCUGAGUCUGAAGGUGUUCAGAUGGAUCUCAGCUUCCAAAAAUAGUUUGGAAAGUCCCCGCCAGUGUCGCUCACCAAUCAGCUGUUCGUCGUGGGGAAGUACGACUGGGGACCGUCUUCCAUCUGGACCCCUGGAUCUGGAAAGUGUCUUCCUGCACCAGCACCACUCAUACCAACCCCUGCUGAAUCCCAGGGUGCUGCCAGAGAGGAACACAUCAGGCAGGAGGUGUCAUGUCAGCCCCAGAAAGACCAAUGCCAAAAGGAAGGACAGGGCCAGACAACUGGCUGCACAAUCCUCCUCUGCCAAGACUUCUCCCAGACACAUGAGGAAGUUUGGCUUUGGUGACCCCUGUGUCCCUGCUGCUGCUGCUGCUGCUGCCAACUACUAUUCAGGCUGUUCAUCAUCAGAUGCCCAGCAAGAACUGUCCUUUUUUGCAAUGGGAGCUGUGGCCAGAGGGAAAAAGUCCAUGUGUCACCAGGGCUCUGCUGCAUGGGACACUGACUCCUACGCUGCUGACCUGUCUGACACCAACCAUGGAAAGACAUCCAGGUCAUCCUCUUGCAGUGGGCGCAGCUUUACUGGGCCUCAUCCCAAGCAUGGCAUGAAACUUUACAGAGUCACAAGCAGAAGCCAGAGCAGAGAAUGGGCCCAAAUGACAGACCUGGAUUCCUCUUGGAGCAGUGCUGAAUCCACUGAAGAUUUCAGUUCCCCUGAAUCCAAGGGCUGUUUCCUGGGAUCCCUGGACCCAGUGUAUGACUCCAGAUCCCGACACUUGAUGAUGAAGAGACCCAUCCUCAAGUUUGAGGAGAAACACAGGUUGUUGUGCAAAUGGCACCAACUGCCUGUCUGUGCCAUUUGCGGUGUUGACUCAUCCAGCACGACGUGUUCACCAGACCCCUGACACUCACAGAAACCCACAGCAGCAGCAGCAACAGCACUCAUCACCGUCGGGCCAAGGAAAGGUCUCCUCCAGAUGGCGCCACCGACAACGACGAGCUGCCAGAACUGGAAAUGGACGACAUCUUCUCAACCUCCACCACCACCUGCUCGACCGCCGAAGCAGACUUUGAAUUCCCUCAUCAUCACGAGUCAUCAUCAUUUCAGCAGCAGCAGUUGGACUACCUCAAGAAAAUCAGGUCCCUCGUCUACCACAACAACAACUCUUCAUCAAUAACGACGACGAAAACGAGCGGGGAGAAGCCCUGUGCUGGUGGUGACGGGUUCCUCGAUUCCGACGACGCGUCGUCUACAUCAGGAGCCUGUCGUCGUGAUUGCCAAGGAGGAGGAGGAGGAAUGAAACGGCAGACGAUGAGCAAGGUGAAUUCCUGCGAGAGUUUCCUGAGCCUCAACAGCGACGCCUGCAGCAGUUUGGACAGUUGCGACCUCGAGUACAACCUCGGCGACGACACCGAGUGCUUCCUGGACACCCUGGAAACGGAGCUGCACAACUUGAAGCAGUCCUGCUUCGACAUGGACUCCAACAUCGUGAACCUGCGCGUGGCCAGCCAGGCCGUGGCCAUCCCGACUGCUGCCCUCACGCCGGAAGAAUGCCGGGCCCUGGCCCUGGAACUCGGCCUGAGUGACAAUGAAGAUGAAAGAGAAGAAGAAGAAGAAGAAGAGGAGGGAGGAAUUGCCGGCAGCAGCAUCAGCAGGGCCCAGUCCUUGUGCAGCAGCAGCAGCUACAGUAGGCCACAGAGCCACAUGAGCCUCGAGUGGGACUACCCAGGGGGGCUGGAGGAUGAUGGGGUUGCAUCAUCAUCAUCGCCUGUUUCCCAGCUGAUGAGUGCUGCUGCUGCUCCUGGUGGUCAUCAUCAAAAGCAUCAUAAUGCUGGCCGUGGACAAGAUGAUGAUGAUGCUCCACCGUCUUCCUUACUAUUGUUGUCUUCUCUUGAUGUUUAUGAUGCUGCUGCUGCUACUACUACUACUACUACUAAGCAGCAGCAGGAGCAGAGCUUGUUGCAAAAUCACACAGGGCUGUCCAAGGAAAUAGAAGAAGGAAAGGAAGAGCAGAGGCUGAAAAUGCGCAGCAGGAGUCGAAGCUGUCCUAAUGUGGUGCCAAUAUGAAUUGUAGACUUUUGAAUGACCGAACUGCUGGUGCUGUUGUUGACCUCUUUGUUUUUUUUUUUUUGAACCAGCUUUCCAAGGAAAAGUAGUGUGCAAUUUUCAGAUAUGGUGGUUGCUGGGAUUGGUUGGUUAUGGCUUUUUUUUUUCUUUGACAUAGGAGGAGAUUUUGUGGACAAAUAUAAAAAAACCUGGCCAUGGGCUGUGUUGAAAAUUUAUAA
Messenger RNA from Notodromas monacha, 2845 nucleotides. The record is from the annotation of a GenBank genome assembly. Lineage: Eukaryota; Metazoa; Arthropoda; Ostracoda; Podocopida; Cyprididae.